AUGAUUUCUCGUUGUUGUAGCAUUCAGUUGCAGGUCCGCCAUCUGUUGCAUUUUAUCGAAGUUGAAAAUUUGCAUGACACUGGUUCUCCAGUAAGCAGUGAGGAUCGCGAUCGAUUGUGGUCCUCCAUUGAAGAGCUACAGGGUGUGAAUCAAAAACUGAUGGCCGAAUUGCGCACAAUAAAUACAAAACAAAAUCUUGGUUCUAAAAUCGCGAGUACCGAAGAACUGGGCCUCACCGAAACGCUAGAUGACGUGAUGAAAGAACUGAGUCUUCUCAAGGACCAAAAUUCGCAGCUGUCGAAGGAACGUGACAUGUACAAGCAAGCCGUUAAGGGAGAAAAAACGCUGGAUGAGUACUUGCUCACAAAACGGGUACAGGAAUAUGAGUUGGAGAAUUCGUCACUGCGUACUCAAUGUGAUCAGGCGAUAAAGAGCUUGGAACUAUUUCGUAAAGAAAAGCAUCGUGAAGCGAAUGUCAUGCAAACACGCUUCGGUCAGCUGACAGCGUCAAUUUUUGAAUUACGAGAAACAAAUGGAAAACUGGAAGCGGACGUUGAAUUGCAAAAUCAGACACAGCAGAUGCUCGCAAAAGAAUUGGAUUACAACGCAAAACAGCUCGGAUUAAUGCGCGAAAAAUGUGCAAAAAUGGAAGCAGAGCACAAAAUUGCUGCCGAAAAGCGCAGAAAAUUGCAGGAGGAAUUGGCUGAAGCAGAAGGGGAAAUUGCCAAUUAUAAAGUUAACAUCGAGGAGCUCACGGAGCAGCUGUCGCAGACGCGCAGUGCCGAAGCGCAGUUACAGCAGGAAUUGCAACUUUUACGAGAAUCCAACUACACCAGUGAAAAAGUGUCCCUUGUCGUAAAGCAGCUGGAGAAACGGUUAGAAUUCAGUAAUGAAGAAAAAGUGAAGAAUCUGGAGGACCAGUUGAUUCUUGCUAAAAAUGAAAACGAGUCGUUGAAGAAGUAUGUUUGCGAGAUUUCAGAGCAGCAUCGACAAAUUGGUUCGGAUUUCAAGAUGACGAUGAGCGGUUUAAAAACGGAGCGCGAACUGGCUGUAGCAGAGAAGAAAUCAGCGGAGGAGCUACUGAGUCGGAAAGAAAAGGAAGUGAUUGAACUGCAAGAAAAAUAUGAAAACCUGAUCAGUCAGCUGAAUUCGACAAAUUUAUCUGCAGAUGUUACGGAUGGUGGUUGUAUCGGAGAAAUCCAGCAGAUUCGCAAUCGUAACAGCUAUUUGGAGAAUCAGUUGAAGGAAUUGAUGAAAAAACUUGAAGGUCUGCUCAUCGUUUUUCUGAGUCUUGUUGCGGAACAGAACAGUUUACGAACAGUGCUGGAUUUGGUAAGGGAGCAAUACGCAGAGAGUCUGAUGAAAGUGGAGAGUCAACAAGCGCAGAUUGGAGCGGUGAAGCAGCAGGCGCGUGAGCAAGACAACAUUAUGGCGCGGCAUAAAAUGGCCAUGCAAACCGAGCUGCAUUGCCUGGAGGAGCGUCUGAGCAAUGAAAAUAUGUUGAGGGCGAAAAUGGAGUCUCGUGUUGAAGAGCUGGAAGCGAGCAAAGCGGAUAUACUUGCCGAAAAAGAGAUAGAGGAGGAUCAAGGCAUUAGACUCAGUGGAAAAGUCAAGGAACUCGAGCAGGAAAUGCUUCUGAAGGAGGACGAAUUUGUAAAUAUGAAAAAUAGCGUUGUGGAACUGGAGCAGAAAUGUAAAGAUAUCGAACAAAGCUGCGCGUCACAAGUUGCGUUGCUGCUCAUUGAGAAAAGCGGAGUUGAGGAGGAGCUGUGUAUGGCGAAUUUAGUUAUUGAAAAGCAAAAACAGGAACUCGAGAUUAUGAGUGAAGGCGAUACUGACUAUACUGAUGCUGAUGAUAAAAGCAGAUCAGAAACGAUUGCUGCUUUACGUAAAACAAUCGAAUAUUUACAAAGUGAAAAACAACAGGCUGUAGAGAAGAUGAUGAACACCGAGUUACAACUGAGGCAGUUACAAACGCAACGAGCUGUUGACAAAGAACGACGUCUCAAGCUUGAACAAGAAAUGGAAGAAGCUCGAGAUCAGGCUGAAUCUAAUAUGCGUAGAACUGCGGAGCAAUGUGAGAUGAUGGCGCGGCUGGCGCUGGUGGAGAAUGUACGGACGGAGAACGUGUCUUUGAAAAAUCAAAAUGAAGAACUGACACGAUGCUAUGAGCGGCUGUCAAAAACUGCCGAGUCAUGGAAGGAAAUGCACAGACAUGCAGUGGCAUCAUUGAGCAAGUGCGGUCCCGAAGGAGUUGCUGACUUGAUGUAA
Gongylonema pulchrum is the source of this 2271-nucleotide messenger RNA. The record is from the annotation of a GenBank genome assembly. NCBI's taxonomy places the organism in Eukaryota, Metazoa, Nematoda, Chromadorea, Rhabditida, Gongylonematidae.